Messenger RNA from Medicago truncatula (barrel medic), 2062 nucleotides. RefSeq lists its product as uncharacterized. The coding region runs from base 418 to 1884 and encodes 488 amino acids. Lineage: Eukaryota; Viridiplantae; Streptophyta; Magnoliopsida; Fabales; Fabaceae. The record is from RefSeq and is a predicted model, not a curated record. The transcript is spliced from 8 exons.
ACUUAUAGCGCGAAUUGAAAAUAAAGAGCGGUUCUUCCAAAAAUAUUGGCUCCCUCUCAUCUUUAUUUUCAGAAAAAAAAAAAAAAAACGUGAAAACUCCCAAACCCUUCUCACUCCCAAAUCACUUCUCACUCCCAAAUCACUUCUCACCAAUCGUUUCAAUUCAACAAAACUAAAACCCCUAAUCACAAGUGCUCUCUCACGCCAUUCCAAUUCAUCGUGAAUCCUCCAUCCACUCACUCAAUUUUUGGUUUCUUUUCCUUUCACUCAACAAAGCCCCAAAUGGUUCAAAUUCUUCACAAUAAGGUUCAAUUCAACUCACAGAGUAGAGCAAAUCGUUGAUUUUUCUUCACACAACAAAUUGUUCUAAUUCAUAUCGCCCGUAAGUGUUUUUGGAGUCUCAACUUUGUGAAAAAGAUGACACCAUAUGAAUAUGCACGGAGCAAAAGAAUUGAAGUUAUUAAUGAAAAGAUUCACGCUCUCAAUCUGCCAAUUCUCGCCCAAUCCCUUGUCAAAUCGUCUUCUGCCACUAAAAAACCUUCAUCGUCUGUGAAGGGUCGUUCAAGGUUUGUACAACCUGGAGCUCUUGAGGUAGCAAAUAAGAAGCGCCUCCGUUCGCAUGACUUACCACAAGCCCCUCCACCACCCACACAUGUGACACCACCACCUGCACCAGUCCAAGAGACAUAUCCACUAACUAGCAAGGUGACAACACUGCCGGAAAUAGUUGAGGUGACUGAACUGCCAUCUUCCCAGGCCACAUCACAUAAUCAUUCUAUUCCAUUCCCUGAUUCUGAAGAUGACGUGUUAGAUGAUGCGCCGAAUAUUACUAAAAAAAAGAAAUCUAAAUAUUGGGAUUUAGAAGUUAUAAAUGGGGCGGGUCAUGUUUCAAACAUGCGUUUAGUGGUGUAUGAUGUGUUGCUUGAAUCUCCUAAUGGAACAAGGAUAAUAACAAGAUGGAAUGGCCGUCAACCAGUGGGAGAAGCAGCUGGUUUUUUAGCGAGUUUUUUGGGUACCCUUGCUAGAAUGUAUAGAGACUUUCCAAUAAUGUUUGAAAGUUGGGACAAAAUUCCAGAGAAAACAAAAACUAAAGUUUAUGAUGAAAAAAUAAAGACAAAAUUUGUUGUUGAUGAUGGAGACAACAAAAGCUAUAUUUUGACAAGUAUUGGAAGGAAAUGGAAGGAUGAAAGAUGUCGGUUGUUCAAGGAACAUUAUAAAUGGGAUCUCCCAUUAGAAGUGAAUCUUGCGAAUUAUCCAUGUCAUAUUGACCCAACUGAUUGGGCUCUUUUUGUAGCAUAUAGGCGGAAGCCGGACACGCAAAAGAAGGCGCGAAAAAAUGUAGCAAAUAGGAAAAAGCUAACGACCCCUCAUACACUAGGAAAAAUGUCUCUUGCGAGGAAGAAAGAUGAGUUGGAAGUGAAAGAUGGUCGAGAAUACAGUAGGGCAGAAAUGUUUUCAGUUUCUCAUAAGGACUCCAAAGGGCUAUAUGUCAAUGAAGAGGCCAAGAAAAAAGCUGAACAAUUGCAAAUUGAAAUGCAAAACACUCCUGAGAAUGAAGCAUUUGUCAAAGUGUUUGGAAAAGAACAUCCUGGAUAUGUGCGUUCUAUGGGACUUGGGAUACCACCAUCUCAAAUCUCUACUUCUCACCGUGCUAGAGCGACAUCUUCCUUUGAGGCUAAUGAGAAGAUGUUGAAAAUGCAAGCCGAAAUCGAUUCACUUAAGGAUAAGGCUUCACAAGUUGAUAUCUUGAAGGAACAAGUGGCAUUUUUGAUGCAAAUGCAGAAUUCUAGAGAAAAACAGCCAACAAACACAGAAUCACCAAGAGAUGGUGUGCGCUCCUCCGAGUCUAGUUAUCGCCUUGAGAAUCAUGAGCAACAUCACUAGGGAUAUUUAGAUAAAUAUUAUGAGCUAAUGAUGAUGUACUUUUUUGUAAAGUCAACCAUUGAAAUUCACUUGUAUUUUGGUUUUUGAACGUUUAAGCUAACUUUAUUUCUAGUUUUAAUCAAAUUCAUUCAAUGUAUGGAUCUGAAUUUUAAGCUACUUGAUUUAUAGUUUUAAUUAA